Porites lobata is the source of this 2957-nucleotide messenger RNA. The record is from the annotation of a GenBank genome assembly. Lineage: Eukaryota; Metazoa; Cnidaria; Anthozoa; Scleractinia; Poritidae.
AGCUUGGAGGAUCAUCUUCAAAACAGGUAGGUCAGCUAUUCAGUGAGUUAUGAACUCAAACUAAGCUCAAAACGGCCAGUACUUUGUUAUAUUUUAUCUUUGAAAGUUUUGAUCCGUUUUCACCCUGAAGUAAGCAGCGUGCUGUCCAUUACUUUUUGCUCAGACUCUAAUCCACAGGGUUAGCACGGAAAACGAUAGUUACGUUCGAAGAUUAGAAUAUUUCAACUUCGACUUAAUCAAUCAGGGAGAAAAUUUGCCAUAGGAAGGUUGUGGAAUAAGUAACGAAACGAAGUUACGUUCAAGACAAUUGACAGAAUGUUUUUCAUUUCCAGGUUUGCUCUGUUUGCGACAACGAUUAUUCGAUUUUGACCGAACUUUGGUAUGUAAACUGUUACCAAUCGAAUUCUUCUUCCAUCCAUCCUUCCAUCCACCUUCCACCCAUUCGUCCAGCAAUCCAUCCGUCCAUUCAUCCACCAUCCAUCCAACCAUAUCUAUUAAUCUAAUGUGAUCAUAACAGUUUCAACCCUAUUUAGACCGGGGAGGAAGUGUUUAUUCUGACCACGCCGACUCUUGAUCCGAAAAACGUCUUUUUAAUUUUCGAGUAAACGCCAUGAAGCUUACUGAUUUUUUCAGAAAUUGAUCUGGGAACAAUUUGAUGUGGUUGGUUAAUGCUAAUUACUUUGAUUUUACUACGGGAACUCAUUUUCUCAAACAAUAAAAAAUGCCUUUUUAAAUGAAGAUUUCAAUAAAGAAUAAUUACUUUUCUCACAGUAAAGUUUAAGUUUUUUUAGCUCAAAUUGUAUAAAUGUUCUUUUAUUAGGUUAGAUUACUUUUCGCUCAAGUUUUGUGCUUUCGUUCAAUUUUGGGGAAAACCAAUUUGGCGAUCAUAAUCUUAAUUAUCAUGUUAUUGACAGAUCUCAAAGGAAACAGCUUAACGACGCACUAUUUGUCCCCUAAAUGUCAUUUUCAAAGCUUAAAAUGUCUCGGAGUUAUGAGUGGAGGAUAAACCUUCUCCCCACCCAACCCUGCCCUAAAAGGCGAAAAAAAAAUAAACAGCCUAGAUAGGGGUAAGUUAGUUUCCUGAUUAUGCUGGUUGUAAUGAAUUGUCUUCAUUCGAAUCAAUUUUAAGAAUGAACCACUUUUUUCACCAGACAGGAAAACAUGGCUAUCAAGAAAACCACGUUGUUUGUCAUCGUCUUUAUUAUGCUCCAAGCAGUUUUGAUGGCGAAGGGUAAUUAUUGAUUCUAAAAAGAAAUGAAAUUGCGAAUUAAUGAAUUCUAAGUUGAAUAGAUCACCCUAGGAAACUGAAUGUAAGUUGUAUGAUUUCAUAUGAUAGUUAGCUACCAAUAAGCUGCUUAAAAUUUACGGUUUUAGAAAUUAACAACUAUGGAGAAAUAAUAACAUCCUACUUGGCAGGGGACAUCAGGAAUUCCUAUACUUUAGCAUAUCGUGCAUCGUUUCAUAUGAAACCAGGAAUGAUACGUUCAAAAUUAAGUUCAAAGUUAAGUAGGCUAUGUAAGGCCUUGGAAGAAAAAAGAAAAGAAGAAUCUGUUGAGGGUUGAUAAGGUCAUAAAAGCUGUCCAUGACUGCGCUAAUUGCAUUACAUGGUAUGUUCGCAUGCAUUAAGUAAUUUAUGCAUUGUUACAUUUCUAUUUUUAGUGACGUUGCAUGUAUGAUUUGUCGUACUAAACAAUGCUAAAUUAUGUAGUGUUGCAUUUUUGUUUAAAGUCACAUUGUAUGUAUGUUUGUUUUCUCUUAUACAGUCGGCAUUCAGUAUUACGAAAAACACGAAAAAAAAAAAAAACAACAAAUUGACAACAUCCAUUUUCUACGAAUGACAAAUUGGUCGGGGGGUUCGAGUUCCCGUUCUAGAUUCGGGAGGACUGUUUCACGAUUCAUGUUGUUCAACGUGUUCAGCUACUGCCGAGAAUGUAGAUGAAGCGGAGGUUUUGAGUAGUUGUUCUUUUGCUAAUGUUUCUUUAAAAGUUAAGAAUUAUCGGCGGGAUGUAAGUAUUCGAAUGUAUUAAAAUAGUAAAGUGGAAUAAAAUGUAUUGUGCAAAGCUUAUUAAAAUGCAAGUGUUUGAUCUCAGAUGAAAAACGUUUUGGAUCUUAGAUGAAAACCCUAAAGAUCUCCAAAUAGGCGUCAGUCAUUGUCUAAUAAGUUCAUGAAUAAUUAAAAAAGCUUGAGAAGUGAAAAUCAACCUAGUUUGUAAAACCGCUAUGUUGUAAAUAUUUUACUUAAACUCUUGUUUCCUUCCUAGUUAGGCUAUUUAAACGUGUAUUGGCUGAUUUUAUUCCAUGAUACUCUUUCCUUGUUCAGGUUGUUGUCCAUGCGGCUGGGUUGAAAGUAACUCUUUCUGUUAUUUCAUGAACGGUAGUAGUGAAGUGAAAUGGGAUGAUGCUCGAACAAUGUGCCAAGAGAUUCAGAAGGACGCUGAUCUCGCCGUUAUCACAUCGGAAACGCAAAAUGAGUUCCUCUAUGGUCUGAUAAACUCGAAGACGCAAGACUCAUGGUAUGGUACCUGGAUUGGGCUCGAACGAAAUGCUGACGAUGAAAACAAGUUCUAUUGGGUUGAUGGCACUCCACUAUCCGGGCAGUACGAGAACUGGGCUAGUAGAGAGCCUAGCAGCAACGCCGAGAAAUGUGGCAUGUUUUGGGGACCGACAGCAUCAAUACCUAACAAGUGGAAUGACGCCUUCUGCGAUUUCUCCAUUCGAGUUUCAGAAGGAAAGCCAAAGCCCCUUGUUCUUUGUCAGAAACCAGCCGAAAGCGAUUAAGUUGAGAGCCUGAUUUGCAUAUUAUAAGACCACAGAGGGUUAAAGCUGUUUAAGGGGCUGUGUUAGGGUAAAUGGUUAGAAUCGAUUUCAGAUAUUUGUAAGAGCGUGGCAAUCGUGCACUACAUAAUCAAUAUAUAUUGUAUCCCACUGCUGAUGAUGAAAUAAAAAAGGUGUUGGGA